AUGGAUGUCUCCGAAUCUCGACAAGUUAUCGUCAAUAUCAGAGUAGCUCUUGCUAAUGCUGGUUAUCAUGGUAACGUGUCAAUCACGGCUUAUGGUGAUCACAAGAUUAAACCGGAGGAUGAAGAAUACUAUAAGAAUGCCGGAAUCACCUUUAUAUCCAAAGGCUCUAAACGAGCUAGAAUGCAUAGGAUGUUAGCGGACAUGCAUUUGUGGGGAGCGGACAAUCGUGCUCAUCCACUAAGAAACAUGAUGGUACUCGCGAAAGACAUCAUGCCGGAUGACGAUGGUUACCAAACUCUAUUCGAACAUUAUCUUGAAAUUAUGACUAUGAGAUGUUGGAAUGUCGCCUUAGCGGUGCCUGAUGACUACCAACUAGAAAGGAUGCCGGAUGACGUGAACUGGACGGUAUGGCGUUGGGAUGACCUAUGUGUCGGAGGACAUUCUCUAGACGAUAGCCUAUUAUCUCGACAACAACCAUACGCCCACUACUGGUGUGGAGAUAAGAGUGAGGGUGUGGAAAAUAAGUAA
Molecule: messenger RNA, 528 nt
Organism: Arabis nemorensis
Lineage: Eukaryota; Viridiplantae; Streptophyta; Magnoliopsida; Brassicales; Brassicaceae
Source: the annotation of a GenBank genome assembly